AUGACGCAAGUAUGCGGUCGCAUAAAGCAUAUGCAGACCGCAUACCCAUCACAUACUGAAGCAGAUUGUUGGUUAACUGAAGAGAAAAACAUGCGACCCAUUAUGCGGUCGCAUAACGAUUAUUAUGACGAAGAAGAAACUCCUUUUGCGGAUAUAGAUGAGUACAUCGAGGACACCAAUGCCAUUGUCCCUCCGCGAGUUGACGCCGCUACCUUCAAGGUGGAACAUGGUUUGAUCCUAAUGCUUAAAGCAGAGGGAUGUUUUAGGAAUUCUACCGAUGAUGAUCCAACACAACAUCCUAGAAACUUCUUGGGUGUGUGUGCGAUGCACAAACAGAACAACGUGUCAGAUGAUGCCCUAAGACUGAGGGUAUUCAAGUACUCACUAGUUGGAGAGGCAAGGAAAUGGAUCCAAAAUCUACCACCUCACUCCAUUCACUCUUGGCCUGAACUAGUUCGUGCUUUCUUAGGCAAAUGGUUCCCACAAAGCAAGAAAUCUGAGCUCAGGGAUAAAAUUUUCUUUUUCAAGCAACUACCGGGAGAACACCUACAUGAGGCAUGGGAUCAGUUCAAGCUAUACCUAGUGAGGUCGCCUAAUCAUGGUUUUCCAGAAAAAAUCUUGUUAGAAAAGUUUUACAUGGGUUUGGAUCCGUUGAACCAAUCCAUAGCAAAUAAUACUGCGGAUGGAUCUUUUAUGGAUAAAACAUUCACAAGGAUCACACAAAUUCUCGACAGGAUGGCAGAACACAAUCAAGCUUGGUACUCGGAAGAUACCACAGGUGGAAUUGCAUACGGUACUCCCUCUUUGACCAACAUGAUUAAGGAGAAUCAAGAGAGAGAUCAAGUAAUUGCCGGUCCUGCCACAAACAUUAAUGUGUUAACCAAGAUGUUCACUGAAAACCAAACUAAAAAGGUAAAUGUUGUGGAAGAUGUGCAACCCUGGUCAACCGAAGAUUGCGAGGAGGCGAACUACGUCCAUAAUUCUCAAGGUGGUUAUCGCCAACAAAAUCAAUGGAGGCCUAACUUGCAAGGGCAAGGCCAUCAACAGUGGCGCAAUGAUCAAGGUGGAUCAAGUCAAGGUAAUUGGAGCAAUAACAACAACAACUAUGCAAACCGGAGUUCAAACCCCUAUGUUCCACCAAAGGGGCAAUACUCUAACUCCUCACAUUAUAAGGAAGGUUCUUCAAGUGAGUCCAAGUUGGAGAGCAUGAUUGAAAGAAUAUUGCAAAAUCAAGAAAGUAGCGACACUACAAUGAAAACCAUGUCCGGACUUGUGCGGUCAUACACCGCAUCCAUACUAAAGCUAGAAAUGCAAAUGAGAGAUAUGUCAAGAGAGCAUAAUCCAAAGCCGAAGGGCACACUCCCAAGUGACACAAUUGCAAACCCUAAAGGAAAUGGGAGUGGUCCAACUUCUCAUUGCAUGGCAAUCACCACGCGAAGCGGGAAGGUACUUCAAGGAGAAAAUGAACAAAUUGUUGGAGUAGAUGAUCUUGAGCAAGAGGUUGAAGCACAAGUUGAAGUGCUGAUUGUUGUUGAAGUUGAAAAGCUCCCAAAAGGAGUAAAAGUCCAAGAAGAAAAUCAUGAAAAGGUAAAGAGGAAAGAGGCACCAAAAGCUCUAGCACCAAUUCCUAGACCUUCCCCUUCGUUCCCUCAAAGACUUGCUAGGAGGGUUGAUGAUAGCAAAUUCGAGAAAUUUUAUGACAUUCUCAAGCAAUUGUCGGUGAACAUAUCAUUUGUGGAAGCCUUUCAAGAGAUGUCGGGUUUUGCUAAAUACUUAAAGGAGUUGAUAACAAAGAAAAGAACCACCAAGAAUGAAGUAGUGAAUGUUACUCACCGGGUUAGCUCUAUUAUUGCAACAAGCACCGUUGAAAAAAAAGAAGACCCGGGAGCAUUCAACAUUCCAUGCACUAUUGGCUUGCUAGAUUUUGCAAGGGCUCUUUGUGACAACGUGGCUAGCAUUAACUUGAUGCCUCUUGCCAUUUACAAGCAAGCGGGGUUAAGAAUGCCGAUACCUACAAGCAUGAGAUUGUAA
This is a messenger RNA of Nicotiana tabacum (common tobacco), 2031 nucleotides long. The record is from RefSeq and is a predicted model, not a curated record. NCBI's taxonomy places the organism in Eukaryota, Viridiplantae, Streptophyta, Magnoliopsida, Solanales, Solanaceae.